This is a messenger RNA of Priceomyces carsonii, 1080 nucleotides long. It is a transcript of the gene DUS4, whose product is annotated as tRNA dihydrouridine synthase. The transcript has a single exon. Gene Ontology annotation, biological process: tRNA processing. NCBI's taxonomy places the organism in Eukaryota, Fungi, Ascomycota, Pichiomycetes, Serinales, Debaryomycetaceae. The coding region runs from base 1 to 1080 and encodes 359 amino acids. Gene Ontology annotation, molecular function: tRNA dihydrouridine synthase activity; flavin adenine dinucleotide binding. The record is from RefSeq and is a predicted model, not a curated record.
AUGUAUGACGUUACAACUGAAGUCUCGAAAAUUAAUUUUAAUGAUUUAUCACCUAAUCAUUCUCGACUCUCCGCCAGAAAGAAUGAAGAUAACCCUUUGAAGAUAUUGGAAAAUAUUACGCUGCUGGAGAAUCGGCCAGCAUUUAUUGCAGGACCAAUGGUUCGAUAUUCAAAGCUACCAUUCAGGUCACUAGUUCGUCACUUCAAUGCUGAUAUAGUUUAUACACCUAUGGUAUUAGCAAGGGAAUUCGUAAGAAAUGAUGUGGCGAGGUUGUCAGAUUUUACAACUAAUGAAGAAGAUCGACCAGUGAUUGUACAAGUUGGUUGUAACAAUGUGGAAGACUUACUUAAGUUUGUAGAUAUGAUACAUCCAUACGUUGAUGGAAUAGGUCUUAAUUGCGGCUGUCCAAUAAGGGAACAAGUCAGGGAAGGUAUAGGUGCUGCUUUGAUGUCGGAACCUGAUCUAGUUGCAUCGAUGGUGAAGGCAGUUAAAGAGAAAUAUGGAGAUAAAUUAUGCAUAGAAACAAAAAUUAGGAUACAUCCUGAUAUCAAUGAUACCAUAAGGUUUGUAAAAGUAGUUGAAGCAAGUGAUGUUGACUUUAUAACAGUGCAUGGUAGGACUAAAAAUACAAGGUCAUCUCAACCAGCAAAUUUUGAAGCUAUUAAGAUUAUUAAAGAAAAUGUACGAGUACCAGUCGUGGCAAAUGGUGACUGCUUCUCAUCAGAAGAUGCACAUAUGAUUCAAAAGUUAACAGGGGUAGAUGGUGUAAUGUCUGCAAGAGGAAUAUUAUCUAAUCCAGCUUUAUUUGCUGGGUUCGAAGUCACUCCUUGGUCAGCAGUUGAAUUAUUCUGGGACUAUGCUACAAGCUACGGAUUACCAUUCAGAAUACUCCAGCAUCAUUUGUCAGAAAUGCUUUCAAAUGUUAUUCCUCGUACAAUUAUUAAAGAGAUGAAUCUGCUUAAUUCACUAGUUGAGAUGAUAGAUUGGUUUGACUACAAUUUCGUGUUAAAAAGAAGUAUGGAGAAAGGUUUUGCCGAAUCAAUAGAAGCACCUUGGAAAAUUAAACGCGAUGUCGCAUAA